Messenger RNA from Closterium sp. NIES-67, 1078 nucleotides. The record is from the annotation of a GenBank genome assembly. NCBI's taxonomy places the organism in Eukaryota, Viridiplantae, Streptophyta, Zygnematophyceae, Desmidiales, Closteriaceae.
GUGACUAUAAUGAGGGGCAUGGGAGCUCCAGUGGCAGGGGGAGUACCAGAAUGGAGGGCACCUGCUGGUACUGCAAGAAGAUAGGGCAUCCUUGGUUCAAGUGCUUCAGCAGGCCGGAGGGAUGGGCACCUCCAGGCAUGAAGCCACCCAGUGGUGAACGCGCACAAGCGGUGAACAUGCUGAGGGCAUUUGGGUGCAUGGUGGUGUUUCAUGUGCCCAAGGAGAAAAGGGGGAAGUUGGAGGCUUCUGGAAGAUGGGGUGUGCACUUGGGGAUUGCAAAGGAUCACAAGGGGUGGCUGCUAUGGGACCUGACCACCCAGAAGCUGACAGUGUCAAGGGAUGUGAAGUUUCUUGAGUCCCUGUACUAUAAGGAAUGGAAGCAGCAGCAACAGAAGCUUCCAUCUACACCGCUCAUUGUGGAGGCAGAUGAGGUGCAGCAGCCUUCAAGACAGGUGGAGGUUGCAGUGUCAGAGGAGGAGAUGUCUGGGUGCGAAUUUCUUAAGCAGGAGUUGGAGUUUUUGGGCCACGUCGUUUCUACCGAAGGAGUGAAAAUCGACCCCAAGAAAAUCAAGACCAUACAGGAGUGGAAGCCGCCAACCAACAUAAAGGAGCGGCAGAGGUUUUUGGGUUUUGUCAACUACGUCCGCCGAUUUAUACAUAAUAUGGUUGGGUUAUCUGCCCCGCUAACUGACCGACUCAAGGAUCACAACUCGCGAUACUUCCCGCAUCUGGGUACCCGGCUACGAUUUACUUCGUACCCUGCUAGUAUAGAAAUCCCACGACAACCCUCCCUCCGGGCAUUUCGGAGUCGACAAAACUACGAAGAUGUUACAGCGCAACUAUUAUUGGCCGAACAUGGCCGACGACAUGCGCAAGUACGUGUCCUCCUGCACCGCCUUCCAGAUCAUGAAAUCCUCCCAUCAGCGAGCAGCCGGACUACUACAGCCGUUGGAUCCGCCCGAGCGACCCUGGCAACACAUCACAAUGGACUACGUGAUAGGACUGCCAGCCGGUCCCAGCGGAAACGACGCCAUCCUCGUGGUCGUUGACUGACUCACAAAAAUGGCGCACUUCAUCG